Molecule: messenger RNA, 6758 nt
Organism: Gavialis gangeticus (Gharial)
Lineage: Eukaryota; Metazoa; Chordata; Crocodylia; Gavialidae
Gene: TTC3
Product: tetratricopeptide repeat domain 3
Exons: 46
Coding region: 108-6098 (1996 amino acids)
Molecular function (GO): protein binding
Source: RefSeq, a predicted model, not a curated record
UUGUGGUGUUGUGCUGCGCUGCUGGGGCCCCCCCUCACGGCGGCGGUGGCUGGAAGUGGCGGUGCAGCGGCCGCUGGGAGCUUCGGCCUCGAGCCGGAUCAUGAACCAUGGAAAAAUCUCUACCUGACUCAGAGUUUGCUGGCAUUGCUUUUUAUGGUGGCUGCAUUAAACCUUGUUGUCAGUUGGCUCGUGAUAAAUUUAGAAAGCAUUCUUCAAAUAAACUUAAACUUAAAACAGGUGUUGAUCCCUGUACUGUGUGGUGCAGUAAGCCAGUAGAGGUACUGAGAGAAUAUUGUGAUGUAGUUAAAAAAUACAUCUUUUGGCCGCUUCUGUUCAGAAUUGAUCAUAUGUUAAGUGAUUGGUUUGUGGCAGAUAAUCACUUAGAGUACAGUGGUUCCCAUCUGUGUGAACUAAGUUUGAAAAGACUCUGGCACAUCGAGGUUUUGGAAGACAUUGUUGAUUUAGCUAAGAAAGUUGUGAAUGAUCCAUUUUUUAUCAAUGGCAUAUUAAGAAUCGGUACAAGAAUAGAAAAUAAAGUCUUCGAUGUUGGGGAUGCCCUCGAAUGGGUAAAAUACACAGGUGAAUUCAGUGUUCUAGAGAAGUUAAAAAAGCUUGGUGAUUACUGUUGGCCUCCCCUUGAAGUUUUCUUUGCCGAAUACAAAAAUCAUAUAACUAGGGUUGCAUUGGAAGAUUGCAACUUAGUUGAAGAGUUCGAAGCUCAAAGUUGUGAAAACUGUAAAAGGGAAAGUGAAUUUAUGAAAAAAAGAGGAAAUAGUGAGUUUUCCCAAAGGAACUGGCACUAUGCUAUAAUCUUCUACACUAAAGCCAUAGAAUAUUGCCCUGAAAACCAUCUUCUUUACAGUAAUCGGGCUCUCUGUUUUCUUCUCACUGGAGAAUACAGGAGAGCCCUUGGUGAUGGAAAAAGGGCCAUUAUUUUGAAGCCCAGUUGGCCAAAGGGUCACUAUCGUUUCUGUGAUGCUCUUUCACUCCUGGGGGAACAUGAACAGGCAAUGGUAGCUAACGAAAGAGCCCAAGAGCUAUGCAAGAAUAGUCCUGAAGGACUUAAGGAUCUUAUUCAACAAAACACAAAGUUACGGAAGAAAAUAGAAGAAAUUAAAGGUGGCAAACAAAGUAAACACAAACCAAAGAAACCACAUUUUGAGAAAAAAGACUCUGGUUCUUCCAAACCUAAUUUAUUCACUUCUCAAGAGCCAAAAGAAACGCACAAAGAAAAGAGGACCACACAGUCUGACUCUAAAGACCAAAGUUGCAAUCUAAAACAUGAUAUCAAGGUCUCCACUGAUACCCUAAGUAAAGAGAAUAAUUCAGAGUUACCAUCAGGACAGAAUCACCAAAAUAAAGGAAAGCCAAAGAACAAAACCAGUGUUUCUGAAAAGGCAAGAGAACACCUGAAUUUGAAGAUUGACUCUAAAAAUGUCCAAGAUAAAUUCUGCAGUGCUGUCCGACAGGUGGAUUCAACUACGUUGCCAGAAAUGUUAAAAUCUCUUGUUUGUGAUGGCUAUACAGCCUUGAUGGACCAGCGCUGUCGCAGUGCUGAGCAGGCCUUUUCACAGCUGAUGAAUAUUCUGGAUCCUUCAGAAUUAAAGAAGCUGAAUCUUGCUGUUAUUGAUUAUGUUGUGAUCAUCUAUGGGCAUGCUACUGCUCUUCUUGGAAUAGGGCAGCCAGAGGAAUUAGCAAAGGCUGAAGAUGAAUUUAACAAAGUAAUUGAACAGUACCAGAAGGAGAGAUUUAAUUGCUUGGCACAUUAUGGAAUUGGAAAAGUAUAUUUUAGACAAAACAGAUUUUCAGAUGCUCUGGAUCAGUUCCUGAAAUCACAGACAAUGGUUAAUCAUAAGAUUGUACCUGGAGUAUUAACUUGGCCCACAACUUCUGUGGUUAUUCAAGAGACUCGGCCAGAAAUGUUACAGCUGAUGCUGAAGGAUUAUAUUGAGGAAUGCAAGUUCCCUCCAGCCCCUGAUGCAGUAUGUCGUUAUCAGGAGUGCAGUGGUCAUUCUAAAAUCCAGAUUUAUUUUACUGAUCCGGACUUUAAGGGUUUUAUACGUCUCACGUGCUGUCAACAAUGUAAAGUGGAGUUUCACAUCGGCUGUUGGAAGAAGCUGAAAACUACAAUAUACAAUGACAGAAAUGACAAGGAUUUUCUUCAAGAAGUAUGUUUCACCCCUGAUUGUAGUGGCCUCAUUUCAAAAAUUGUUAUCUUCAGUUCUUCUGGUCUUGUGAAAUGUGAGUUUGAAGAAAAAAUCACAAAAACUAAGGAUCCACCAAAAGCCAGCAUUAAGCAGAAGUGUUCAAGUUGUAGGAAACUGAAAAUAAAACAAGAUAAAAAAUUAAGGAGAAAAUAUGUAAAAGAAGAAAUGCUGAAUUCUGUAAAAGAGAGAGUAGAAGAAAAUCAGAAAGAAAAUAGUGAAUCUAAACGUGACCAUAAAGGCCAUAUUCCGGGAGAGUGCUUAUUUGCUGGUGAUGGAGUCCUGCAGUAUAUUAUACAAAAUGCUGAGCAAAUAAAAACAGGUGUAUAUGACACCUCCAAACUUCUUAGUGAAUUACUUUCAUGGUGGAUAAUAAGUAAGGAAGAUUACACAGCAUAUUCCAUCAACAGUAGUUUAUCAAAUCAAGUGAUGGAGCAGCUCAUCAGUUACUUAAUUCAGGAAAAAAAUAGAGUAAAGACAAGAAUUUUUAUCCAUGUACUGAGUGAGUUUGAAGAAUUGGAUCCCAAAUUACAUGAGUGGGUAAAACAUCUCAACAAUUUUGGUUUGAAAGCUGCAGAGAAUUUUUUCUCUUCUUUUGGCCAUCUUGUUGAAAAGCUUGACCUUAGUUUUAUAACCAGUCUCUGGAAUGAAAAGUAUGGUCGUAAGUUAGGGUGUGUUGUGACUAGCACUGAAGACAAAGAAAUACUUAACUAUUUCCAUGAAGCAGCAUUGGAAGAAGCUCGUUGUGUAAUAUGGCUAUUAGAAGAUAAUCGAGAAAAAUUUCCAUCUCUGCACCACGCUUUAGAUGUAUUCUUUGAUAUAAUGGAUGAUCCUUGUGUUAUAAUAAAGAAACAGGAAAAUGAAGAUAUUUCAACUAAUGGUAUCAAAGUUAAAAACAAAAACAAGAAGAAAAAGUCAAAAGAAUCAAAGCAGACUAUUUUAGUACUGUCUGGUGGGGUUGGCGCACUAACACAUGAAGAAGAUGCUAUAUUUGCAGAAGAAAAUACAUUAAGUUUUAUGAAUCCUUAUGAGCCAUUCAUAAUUCCAGAAUAUCUUCGUGAUCAAGUGGAAGAAUUUGAGGCUUUGCAUGGUAGUAUUUCUGACAGUGAUGAUUAUCAGAGAUUUUUGGAUAAUAACCCAGACCCAACUUGUGCAAGUUUAUAUGACUAUUUCUCUCAGAUCUUGGAGGAACAUGGACCCAUGGAGAUUGAUGAUAAAUUAUUAGUUGGAGAGUAUGAACAUUUCCCUGAAGAAGCUCAUAAGAUUGUGGAGAAUGCUGGAGGUUUAAAACCUUUCCUUCUGAGAUCCGUUCAUUUUGUUUUGGUGGACAACUGUAUUGGUUUGAUGAAGCAUGCCAUUCUACUUAAAGGAAAUGCAGACAUCCUAGCUGAAACUAAAGAAGAUACUAGAAAUGAAGAAGAAAAUUGCAUAGCCUGGCCAAAUAUUCAAGGAAACUCUUCUAAAAGCAAACUACAGUUAAACCCAGCUGCUAAGGAGUUCAAACCAGUGUCUUAUAUUAAUAAACCUUAUAUGCCAGUUCCUACUGAUAAUACAUUAGCAAGCUACGAGACUCAAGAAUGUUCAGCCAUAGGACAUUCCUCACAUAUUUCUUAUAGUUCAGUGCAUUCUUUGCCAAAUAAGAGCACUGAUACCAUAGAAGAAGCAGUAUCCUUUUCAAAUAUAUUACUACCCUCAGUAAUUCCUAAUAAUCGCAACAUACUUCUGACUGAUUCCUCAGUUUAUCAGAAUGAAAGAAUGUUGCCAAUCCUCUCUCAACUGCCUUCUGUUCCAAAUGUUGCCAGCCAACCUAGUUAUAUAUAUGCUGAUUAUGAAGCACAUCUUGAUAUUGAUGAAACUGCAAUAUCAGACAGAAGGUGCAUCUCUGGCAUUCUCCUACCAAAUCUAAUGCAAACAUACCAGGACACUCGGUAUGUAGUGGAGAACUUAAAUUUUGAGUUCUGUGGAAAUAAUCUUGAUGGGGUAAAUAAUACGAGUGAAGCUAAAUAUGAUACAUCUGCUAUUAAAAAGGAAAUAGAAAAUAAAAAUUCAUCUGUAGUGAAAAACCAUCCACAUACAAGGAUGAUAGCUGUCCAGGUACAGCGGGAAUUAGCAGAUAGGGAAGCUAAUACUAUGCCUUUUCAUCCAUUUGAAACUCAACAAGGAGAUAUUUUACGUAUGGCAAAAGAACAUCAAGUAUUACAGAAGCAACUAAAGGAAGCAAAAGAAAAAUAUGAGCAGCUGCAAUGCCGAAGCACAGAAGAAACCAGUGUUUUAAAAGAGCAGUUAAAAAAAAAUGUUGAAGAAAAUAAGAUUUCAAAGAGAGAACUGGAUUGGUUUCAUCAAGAUUUAGAAACAGAAAUAAAGAAGUGGCAGCACGAAAAAAAAGAAAAUCAAGAGAGAUUAAAAGCAAUAAAGAGUGCAGCCAAAAGGCAGGCAGAUACCAAUGAAAUGUAUCUGAGGAAUAUUGAGGAGGGGGACAAACAGUAUAAAGUUAUUUUGGAGGAGUUCCUUGAGAUCAGUAAUAAACUUGCAAAUGAGAAAGUAAAACUGGAAGAGCUUAUAAAAAAGAGCAAAGAUCAAUACCAAGAGUGUGCCAAAAGAACUGUCGCAGCAGAGGUGUCAGUACUUGAAAACUGGAAGACUGCUGAGGUAUGCAAGUUAUGCAGCAUAGUUUCAAAUGCAGAAGCAAAUCUUAAAUGGCUAAAGGUAAUUAGCAGCAGCUCUGCUUCACCAUCGCCUCAAUUGAAGUCACAGAUAGAUGAGUGGGAAACAUUUCAUUCAGAUAUCAAGAAAGAAAUUGAGAAAGUAGAGACCCAGUAUGAAGAGAGAAUCCAUAUGGUGAAAAAUGGUGCUGUGCUAAAUGAUCUCUCUAAAGUACAAAUUCGAGACCUUCAGCCUCCUCCUAGCGUCUCAGUCUUGCAAGGCAGGCCUCCUAUUAAUGAUCCAGCCAUUGUAUUGUGUUCAUCUACACCUGUGCAUCCAAACUUACUGCCUCCAUUUUCAAACCCUAAAGACCAAAGUCCAGUGCAUUCUGCACCUCAUGAGCAGAGCAGAAAUAAAACAGCACAUAAAAGUUCUAAUUACUCUACAAAUAGUGGAUCAGUAAAAAUACUCUCUGAAACUUCGGGAAGAUCGUGCUCUGAUCAAAUGCUAGUAGCUCAGCCAUCUGAGAUUUCAGGACAUGCUGCUCCAAAUAUCCAGCUAAGCCACCAAGAUGAUCCACCACCAGCACUGGCACAGUUGGACUCUACUAGAGGUUCAAACAAGAAAGUAGUUCCAAAAGCAUUUGAUAAUAUCGUUUCACAUCUAACGACUAUAUUUCCACAUUAUACCAGGUUUGACCUUACUAAUUUCAUAAAAGAGGUACGAAUUAAAAAAGGAAACACGCUUUCAGGGCUGAGCCAAAAUGAAAUCCUUAGCAGUGUGACAGAACUCAUUUUGGAUCACCAAAUGAAGAAAAAGGCUCUGAUCUCAGCAGGGAGAACUGAAAAGUCAGCAUCCUCCGCUCCAUCAGGACAAACGCAGAAGCUAUCCAAGCCUGCAGAAGGAAGUGUGUCCAGCCCAUCCAAGGCAAGGCCUGCCUAUAAAGCUCCCAAAACCAAAAUGUCUUGUCCCUUACAGCCAGCUGAGCGUCCCUGGAGAUUGGUUGGAGAAACAUCAAAAUCAACAUGGAAAAAAUCAAGAGAUUCUAGUGCCUCUGAGGAAGAUCCAUGCAUAAUAUGUCAUGAGGACUUAAGCAAGGAAGCUGUGUGUGUGCUAAAAUGUGGACACAGUUUUCACAGAGAGUGUAUAGAACCCUGGCUUAAAACACAGAGGACGUGCCCAACCUGUCGAGUUCACGUCCUUUCAUCUGAAGAGUUCCCAGAACUUCCUGGAAAAAACAGAAAUGCUUGAACCUUGUUAUUAAUACUCAGUGUAAUAAAAAGAUGUAAUCAUGUUAGUUGCUGCAAACAGAUAGAGGGUGGUUCUGUGACACGUACUGCUGAGAAGUAUGAGCAAAAAACCUGAUUCUGUGAAACCAGUGGAGCCAGAUUUUGUCUCAGUUAAAAUUAGUUCAAAAUUUUACUUCUAACAAGUCAAACCAGUAAACUUUAAUACUGAAAACUUUCAUCUUGCACAGUUGCUGACCAAAUGGGCUUGAGAGUUGACAGUAACCCAUUUCUGUCAUUAUCUGAUUUAUAAAUUUAAACUGAUUGUAUUCAAACAGUGGAGCAGGAUUGUUUGUUUGUUUAUAAGGGGCACUUAAGCCACCACAUUUGCCUUCUUCGAAGUAAGACAAUACUCAGUUGCUGCCUCUUUGGAGGAAACUGAAAAUUGGUUCAAUACACUGAAAACUCUCAAGAAUGGUAUGUCAUUGAUCUUUGCAUAAAUUGGAUCUGUCAACUGCAUUCAGGAGUGCCAUUGUGAAAUGUAAAUUUUGAUGGUAUAAACAGGCUGAGUGCAUGCCCUUUGUGUGGAGGUCCCCAAUGGAUAAUAUUUGACCUUGAAUGCUAACAUUUGUUUUAUGAAAAAACAGUCGAUCCUACCAAGAUCUUUGGAGAUGCUUAUGUGGAA